Messenger RNA from Plasmodium cynomolgi strain B, 2142 nucleotides. Its product is annotated as DnaJ protein. NCBI's taxonomy places the organism in Eukaryota, Apicomplexa, Aconoidasida, Haemosporida, Plasmodiidae. The record is from RefSeq and is a predicted model, not a curated record. Gene Ontology annotation, cellular component: cytoplasm. The transcript is spliced from 2 exons. Bases 1 to 2142 code for a protein of 713 amino acids.
AUGGAUAUAGAAAAAUGCAAAUGCUACUACGAAAUAUUAAACGUUGAAAGCACGGCUACAGUGGAGGAAAUAAAAAAGAGUUACAAAAAAAUUAUUCUUCAGUAUCACCCAGAUAAGAAUUCCCAUUUGACAGAGGAGGAACAAAAAAGAUGCACCAAUAUAUUUCGACGAAUUCAGGAAGCAUAUGAAUGUUUGGUGGAUGAGAGGAGGAGGAAAUGGUAUGACAAAAAUCGUGUGCGAAUUAUUGCAGGAAAGGAAAGUGAAGAAAAGAGGGAACAAAACAGACAAGCACGAAGAAGAAGUGGAAGCGUCGGAGGAAGCAGUGAGAGCAGCGUCGGAGGAGGAGCUACCUCAGGUAUAAACAUUUGGGAAUAUUUCAGCAACAGUUGUUAUGAAGGAUUUAAUGAUAAAGACGAAAAAAGUUUUUAUAAUGUGUACAGAAAAUUAUUUGAAGAAAUAAUAAAAGAAGAAAAUGAUGAACUAAUUAAAAAAUUUGAUUACUCUUAUGAAUAUAUGAAAAUGUUUGAACAAGAAAAUAGACAUGUAAGACGGAAUUUAAAAAAAGUUGCAGAAAAGAGAAGCUUAAAGGAAAGGAAGGAGUUUAACGAAAAUGUGAGAUCUUUGGUGGAACAUUUGAAGAAGCAUGAUGUGAGGUACCUUAACAGGGUUGUGGAGAUUGCUGAGGAGAAGAGGAAAAAGGUUGAAGAGAAGGAGAGGCAGCGUAGAGAACAGAUGCUUCAGAGGAAAUUUCUGUUUGAGCAGAAUGAGGAGAAACGGGAGGAAGCCGAGGGAGAGGCACAAUGGGAUAAGGCGGCGGCGGAGGAGGGGGAAGAACCAUGUGGCGAUUCUUGGUGUAGCCAACAGGGUGACAACGAGAAAGGAGGCCGUGAAGGGGAGCGGCACCGUGCUGAUGGAAGGGGCCAAAGGAUCUACGACUCCCAUGGUGAAGGGGGUGAAGAUGGAGAAGACCGUGGGGAGGACAAAAAUAACGACAACCCCUACGGCGAAAUCAUCUACAGGUGCGAAGUGUGCAGGAAGAAUUUUAAAAGCAUGAAGCAGUACAACUCGCACGAGAAGUCCAAGAAGCACGUGAGCAACUUUUUGAACCACGCCAAGAGGUACGCCGUGGGGGGCCUUUUCGGCGUCGGGGGGGCCCAGCCGCAGGGUAAGCGGUUGGACGGUCAGAUGGGCGGUCAGGUGGGAGAUGUGAUGGAUGAUCAGAUGGAGGGUCAGAUGGAUGAUCAUAUGGAAGACCAGAUGGAUGAUCAUAUGGACGGUCAGAUGUCAGACCAGAUGGAGGGCCAGAUGUCAGACCAGAUGGACGGUCAGAUGUCAGACCAGAUGGAAGACCCAAAUAAGCCACAGAGUGACAACUCGGAUGGGUGCCCAGAGAAGAGAACCCCAAAGUCGAAAACGAAAAAAAAGAAAGACAAAAAGAGCACGGCACCUGUGAAGAACCUACCCGAGAGGAUCAACUCCGCCUCGGAGUCUUCACACCUGGAUGAAGAUUUCUUGUCAUGGUACAAAGGGAAGAAGCGCCAUCGAAACAAAUUGGUGCAUGCUGAGGAAGAAGGGGACGUGUCGGAGGCAACAGAAAGUUUGCAGCGGGAGGGGUCUCCUCAGCAGGGCGAUUCUCCUCAGCAGGACGAUUCUCCUCAGCAGGACGAUUCUCCUCAGCAGGACGAUUCUCCUCAGCAGGACGAUUCUCCUCAGCAGGACGAUUCUGCACAGCAGGACGAUUCUGCACAGCGGGACGAUUCUGCACAGCAGGAGAAGGUCCCCUCGCAGGCCGCAAAUGCAACGGACUCGAGCGACGACUACGUAUCCUCUAAGCGGAAAAAAAAAUUGCUAAAAAAAAAAAAAAAAGAAGGCAUUAACAGGAAAGAAAAGGAAGAAAAAAACCUGGAGGAGCCGAAGGAAGACAGUAAGGACAUAAGCGGAAAAGCAAACUCGAAAAGUAAAAUAAAAGAAAGUACAAAAAGUUUGGUGUGUAAAAUGUGCAGGGAAACAUUUGACUCGAGAAAUAAAUUAUUUGCACACAUACAGAAGGAAGGGCAUGCAGCAAAUAAAGUUGUUGCUGAUGUGCCUGCAAAGGUGAAUAAAAAUAAAAAGGGCAACAGUAAGAGGGAGAAAUUGCCGUAA